GUUGCGGGGCUUAUUCGACGGCCCACGUACGCGCGCCGCUCUGACAGAUAUUUCUGGAGCGCGCUGACGGUGGCGGUGGUGUACGCUCUUCCGGUCGUACAGCUACUCUUCAUGUAUCAAAGGAUGGUCUUCCAAACCGGCAACCAAGACCUAUGCUACUACAACUUUUUCUGCGCGCACCCGCUGGGCCCCCUCGCGGACUUCAACCACGUCUACUCGAACAUAGGCUACGUCCUACUAGGCAUCGCCUUCAUGGCCCAAGUGAGGAUACGGCAGGUGGCGCAGAGGAAAAAACAGGGUGCGGAAUUGGGCAUCCCUCUCCACCACGGCAUCUUCUACUGGAUGGGGCUGGCCCUCAGCAUGGAGGGCAUACUCUCCGCCUGCUACCACCUGUGCCCCAACAAGAUGAACUUCCAGUUUGAUUCGUCGUUCAUGUACGUGUUAGCGGUGCUGUGCAUGAUCAAGCUGUACCAGAACCGUGUCUGUUUGUAUAUAUUUGACAGCCACGAUCUCUGGCACGCGGCGUCCGCGGCCGCCCUGUACCUGUCCUUCAACAUGUUGCUGACUAUAGACGACCCAUUAGCUGACACCCUUAGGGAACUCAUACCUGUGUUUUAA
Messenger RNA from Cydia amplana, 618 nucleotides. RefSeq names its product SID1 transmembrane family member 1-like. Gene Ontology annotation, cellular component: plasma membrane; lysosome. Gene Ontology annotation, biological process: RNA transport. The coding region runs from base 112 to 618 and encodes 168 amino acids. Gene Ontology annotation, molecular function: double-stranded RNA binding; RNA transmembrane transporter activity. The transcript has 2 exons. The record is from RefSeq and is a predicted model, not a curated record. NCBI's taxonomy places the organism in Eukaryota, Metazoa, Arthropoda, Insecta, Lepidoptera, Tortricidae.